This is a messenger RNA of Python bivittatus (Burmese python), 3092 nucleotides long. RefSeq names its product E3 ubiquitin-protein ligase NRDP1-like. The record is from RefSeq and is a predicted model, not a curated record. Gene Ontology annotation, molecular function: zinc ion binding. Gene Ontology annotation, biological process: regulation of canonical NF-kappaB signal transduction. Gene Ontology annotation, cellular component: plasma membrane signaling receptor complex. NCBI's taxonomy places the organism in Eukaryota, Metazoa, Chordata, Lepidosauria, Squamata, Pythonidae.
CAUCGAAUAUAAUGUCGGAACAAUGCCUCUGUUUACUCCUUGUUUACUUUUACCGAAAUUACAGCAGCGAUGGAAAUCAAGGCGGAGAAAUAGCCACAGAGAAAGGCCUCAGAGCAAUAGCGAAGAAGCGCUGUCAUUUGCAUAAAAAUAUAGAGCUACGCAUUGAAGAGAGAACAUUGUGAGAGGAAACUUCUUGAUUACUUUUAUUCCUCUUAUUCGCUCUCUCGGUGUGCACUCAAAAUCUUGCAAGAUAUAGGGGCUACUAUAAUUGGCUUCAGCAAGUCCAUUCAUUAUGAAAAUUUAAAUUCAAUAAUGCUUUGUUUUCCUCUGUGUGGGUCUCAGACCCGCGUUCAGGUAUCCACGUGACCACGAAGUUCAUGCAGUUUAAACUGAGUUUAAGCUCGUCAUCCUAGCUCAGCCUACCUCACAGGGUGGUUGCUGUAAGGACAAAAUGAAGAGGGACUGCCCCUUUCUGCGUCCGUUUGAGUGCCUGGAGAAACGUGGAAAAUAAAUGGAGGAUGGAAGAAAACAACCUAUGAUGGUACUGCAGGUUUCCAGAAUCUGUUUCCCAUGCAGCCUGCUGUUUCAUUGAGGAGAAACUCUGAAGUUAAAUAUGUGCGUGACUCUACUGUUGUCACUCUACGUUCUAGUGGACCUGGACCAAUGAGAAGCUACGUAUAUAGAGGCCGGUGUACUUCCUCUCCUUUUCUCCUCCUGGCUGCGGGGCAGGUGCUACGUCACAAACUCAGGAGUUGGACCUGGACUGAAGGGGUUAACCGUCUUUAAGAAAAUGGGCUAUGACAUGGAGCGCUUUGUUGGUUAUGUUAAUGAAGGGCUGCUGUGUUGCAUCUGCCGAGAUGUGCUCCAGGACCCUCUGCAAGCUCCUUGCGAACAUGCCUUCUGCACUUCCUGCAUCCAUGGAUGGCUCGUUCAACACAACAGCUGCCCAGAGGAUCGCCAGUUCCUUGAUUUGUCUGUCCUCCGACCACUUUACAGGUACAUGAGGAAUGAUCUUAAUCGACUUCAGCUUCACUGCAGAAACACAGCAAGUGGCUGUGAAAUAGUGUGUUCACUAGAAUCCAUUGGCCGACAUGAACGCGAGUGUGAAUACAGCCAGAUACCCUGUUCAAAUAGUGGCUGUCCUCUCCAAGUUGAACGGCGUAAUUUAGAUAGCCAUUUGGUAGUGUGUGAAUUUCGGAGUCGUGAAUGCCCCAAUGGCUGUGGAUAUGCCAUUCUCAGUGCUGGAGAUGCCCAGCACAACUGUGUGGCAGAGCUGAGAACUGAACUGGAGCUACUCAGAUCAGAGAUGAUCUGCCAAAUAGAAGAAGCAAAGCAUGAGAUGCAGUCUCGCUUAGAUUCUCAAAGGAGACACAUGGUGCAAAAAGAGAGUCUUUUGCAAAAUGAAAUUGAAGAACUUAAGAGUCAGAUGUCCAAGAUGAUGUCUAACAUACAGGCUCUGAUGGCAACAGAAAGAAAGCACCGCCAAGAGUUGGAGCAGGCAGAACUUGAAAAACGCGAAGUGUUGGAGUUAAUGAAGAACUUCCAAAAAGAUUGCCUCUCACCUCAAAAUGGAAGCAAGAAAGCAACACAUUUCCAACCUCUAUCACGACUGGAAAGUAUGAAACGAAAGACAUGGGAGGCAACAGCCAUAUAAGCUGAAAGUUUUAAAACCACUUUCACUGAACUUUGAAGUAAUUUUUAGAGGGCAAAAUUGUUAGGUUACCUUAUUCUAAAAAAAUAUCAGUUCUACUCAUUUAUAGACUUGCUUAUUUCCUUGGGAUCCUUUCAAAGCUCAUUGAGUUUGGGAAGAACUAUGCUUAAAAGAGAGUACUCUCAAGUGUUAAUCAUUUCAGGAGUCAGUGGUAGGAAUUUAAAAGCUGGGAAAUGAUUUAAAAAUCUUGUUCCACAUGAAGAUACAUUUGUCUGUUUUUCCCCCUCAAAUGAGUAACAAAACUUCUUUGUGCUAUUUAUGAACAGGGUAUUCAAAAAAUCUUAGAGAUAUGAAGGUUAAGGGACAAAAGACUUUAGUUUUAACAUGAAAAUUAUAGGAAUAAAAGUUUCAGCAAAAAACUACAUCCUUUCUUCAGUAGUUGAUAUUCUAAACUAUGCAAGAUAAAUUCUGAUUCUGAUUAUUACUUUACUUCAGUGGGGGUUUUUUUCAGGUAAUUUGGAAAUCUCCAGAAUAGUCUAAUUCUCAGUUUAUAGGUAGAAGACAAAGUAAUAAUAAAUUUAAGCCUUUGUAUUCAGUUUUUAAAAAGCUACCCCCUACAGUUAAGAUCUAAAGAGAAGAUUUUACAGUGCCUUUAUAACCCUAACCCUUACGGGACACUACUGCAGAAGUGCAAUAUAGUUAACGUGAUUUAUAAGCUAACCUUACAGCCCAACCUACCUCAUAUGGUUGCUUCAGGAAUAAAAUUGGAGGAGGAAAUACUACAUAUUUCACUUGAGCUCCCAGAAUAAAGGUUAUGUUUUGAUUAUCACCCUAAUCAAAAAACAAGCUCACACCAGAGCAGUUCUCCCAUAGCUACAUUUGAACCAAAUCUAUUUGUUAAUGAGCAUAUCAAUUUUCCAUUACCAUAAGAACAUAAAAGCUCAUUUCUAAUAUAAACUAGUUUUUUUUUUCAUACUGAUUUCUCUUUUAAUGAAGAUAGUGCAGAAUAGCAUUAGAUUAACAAGUUUUCCAGUAUUGUAAUACUUCAAAGAGAUUUGUAAACAUUGUAAUGGUUUUUAAUGUUACAAAUACUCAGCUGCUAGAAAAUUAACAUUACAAAUACUCAUCUACUAGAAAAAGCAUAUCCAAGAACUAAUAAAGCUAAUGAGUAUUUUUGCAAGUAUGAUCAAAAACUGGAUUUUUGGAGUCAAGGACUGUUUAAUGAAAAAUUGUCAGUACAUAAAAGAUGAAGGGUCAUACAGGAAUUUACCCUUUGGGAAUCUGGAGCUGCAGAAAAAGAAAUUAAGACUAUCACAGAUUUGGUCAUGUAUGCAGUGUGAAUAAUGCUUGGCAAAAGAACACUAGAAGAGGUGUGACUGCAGACUGCUAAAAUGUACAUCUUUGUGCAUCUUUCUUUGAAAUAAAUACUUCCUUUCCAGUA